This is a messenger RNA of Ceratina calcarata, 1527 nucleotides long. It is a transcript of the gene IFT57, whose product is annotated as intraflagellar transport 57. Gene Ontology annotation, cellular component: microtubule organizing center; intraciliary transport particle B; Golgi apparatus. Lineage: Eukaryota; Metazoa; Arthropoda; Insecta; Hymenoptera; Apidae. The coding region runs from base 1 to 1224 and encodes 407 amino acids. The transcript has 6 exons. The record is from RefSeq and is a predicted model, not a curated record. Gene Ontology annotation, biological process: non-motile cilium assembly; intraciliary transport.
AUGUUUCGAGACACUCCGAAGAUUAUUAUAGAAGAUGGAUCUUCUCCAUCUGCUCCUUACGUUAUGUACAUUAAAAUGGAAGACUUAUUAGAAAAACUAAAACUGUUAAAUUAUGACACACAAUUUCUGCCAGAGUUUAAGAUAAAAGCUAUAAAUAGGAAUUACUUUGUAACACAAACGAAUCCAGGAGAACAAUUUUAUACGUUCACAUCUUUAGCUGCAUGGCUGAUCAGAAAGACAGGUGGAAAUAUGGAGAUACCACAGGAAUCGGAUGAUCCUAAUGCUACGAUAGCCUUGAUAUUAGACCAUUUAAGAGAUAAGAGAGUACCAAUCGAAUUCCCACCUAACAAACUUAAACAAGGAAGUGGCGAGCAUGCAAUUUACGUUUUGGACAAUCUGGCUGACGAGGCGUUAAAAGUACAAAAGUUCCAGUGGGAAAAAGUACAAGUACCUCCUGAUGAACCAAACAACGAACCAGACAUAGAGGACGAUGACGCUGAAUUAAUUUUAGAGAAAGUAGAGGAGGAAAUGAUGGCCGAGUACGACGACGAGGACGAGGAUAUUUUACACGUCGAUGAUAUUACAAAACUAUAUGGUCAAAAUUUUAACGAGACACAGAAACCGGAUGAAAUUUUAGAAUCCAAAACAAACAGAGAAGACUGGCAGCUAGAAUUGGAAAGAGUACUACCUCAGUUAAAAGUAACUGUCAAAACAGACUCAAGAGACUGGAGAUCGCACAUAGAACAAAUGAAACAAUUACGUAUGAACAUAGCGACCAAUUUCACUGGUACUAAAAAUCAGCUAGACAAACUGCACGUUGACAUCUCCAACACUUUGGACAAAGUGAAAACAAGGGAAUCCUAUUUGAACAGGCAAUUGGAUCCCAUUUUAAAGGAAUACCAAACGCUGCAAGAUGAAUUGUCAAAGAUAAAAGAACAGUACAGAGACGUUAGCGGCGGUGUAACGGAAAGAACACGGACUUUUAACAAACUGUCAGAGGAGCUGGAGCACGUAAAAAAAGAAACGGAUGAACGAGGCUCCAGUAUGACAGACGGAACUCCUCUUAUAAAUAUAAAAAAGACGAUUACUAAAAUGAAAAAUGAAAUCUCGGAAAUGAACGUCCGCAUCGGCGUGUUAGAAUACAGUUUAAUGUGCGCAAGGAUACGAGACCGGACUCAGUUCCAGGAAGAUAUGAACAACACGAAUAAUGUCGCGAUAAUUUGAAUUAACAUGUACUAUAAUGUGUACCAGUGUCAAGCGUUCCGUCCAACCUUCGUUAGAGAUGAUAAUUUCUUAUCAAAAUCUAGUCAAAUCUAAAACGUAGUCUUCUUUUAGAGAUGUUUUAAACACAUUGUCUGACUAUAAUCGUUAAUAAUCGGGUCCAAUAAAGCGAUUACCUCGCAUCGAUAUUUAUACAGUUUAUCUACACGCCGUGUAUUUAAUUUAUGGAAAUGAAUUACCUAUGUACUAAAUCCUUAUCACGCUAAAAGCAUGAGAAAUAAAGUCGAGCAACACGAUUGAAAAUAA